Rhizoctonia solani is the source of this 4443-nucleotide messenger RNA. RefSeq names its product rRNA biogenesis protein RRP5. Gene Ontology annotation, molecular function: protein binding; RNA binding. Bases 1 to 4443 code for a protein of 1480 amino acids. The transcript is spliced from 19 exons. Gene Ontology annotation, biological process: rRNA processing. Gene Ontology annotation, cellular component: nucleolus; small-subunit processome. The record is from RefSeq and is a predicted model, not a curated record. NCBI's taxonomy places the organism in Eukaryota, Fungi, Basidiomycota, Agaricomycetes, Cantharellales, Ceratobasidiaceae.
AUGGCACCUCAGAAACGGACUCGGGACUUGACAAAACGAUCUCAUGAGCCAGGAUCUUACGAUGCCCAGGCCGCACCAGCCGGGAAGAAGGUCAAGUUUGGGGAGGACGGCAGCUCGAAGGAUGUAGGCCAGAGACCAACCACUUUACUCAGCGAAGAAGUCGACUUUCCUCGAGGUGGCGGUGUCACGCUGGAGGAGCUGAAUAAGUCUACAAGUGCUACUGCUAUGGAAGUUGAUGGCCAACCCAUUCCCAAAAAGGUUAUAAAACGAGCUAAAGGAGGAAAGAAAGACAAAAAGGGGAAACAAAAGGCAGAUGCGAGCGUUAGCGUUAAGAGCGACACAAUCCGGGUAGAGCAUCUCAAUUAUAAACGUCUCGAACCUGGACAGAGACUAUUUGGUCAAAUAACAUCCAUUCUACCUCUUGCCCUCAUCGUUUCCCUACCUAACCAACUGAUGGGGCAUGUCCCUAUCGUCAACGUAUCGACUCAACUCACCGCUCGUUUGGAAGCUACGCCGUCAAAUUCUUCUGAAGCCGAGGAAGAGGAGGAAGAGGAAGAGGACAAUGAUGGAGUGCCCUCUUUGUCGCAAAUGUUCAAGCCUGGCCAAUAUGUCUCGUGUAUGGUCAAGCAAGUGCGGCCAGUAUCCUCUACAAUAGAUUUUGGUGCAAAACCACGAGACGAAGAGGAAAAGGCCGCUCGGCGGGUCGAGCUGUCGAUUCGACCGACCGAGGUUAAUGAAGCUGUCGGUACCGGGGACCUCCGAACCGGAUUCAAUAUCACCGGUAUCAAAGAUGUAUCGGGCUUCAUUCCGUACAAGGACAAGUCCAAUCCCGAUGAGAGGCGACUAAGCGUUGGCCAGGUUGUGUCUUCGACUGUAGUAAAAUUAUCGGAAAACAAGCGAUUAUGCACACUGUCCGUUGAGCCAGACGCAAUCCAAACCGCUUCACUAACCGAAGCCACUUCGGCACACGCAUUGCUUCCAGGAACGCUAGUAUCAGCAUUGGUCACUGCAGUUGUCCCUAGCGGAUUAAAUCUUCAGGUUCUGGGAUAUUUCGGCGGAACAAUCGAACUGUUCCAUCUCCCAAGCGGGGCAGAUGUUAAAGAGGGAGAUAAGGUCAAAGCCCGAAUAUUGUGGGAUAUUCCUGGCUCAAGUCCCCCUCGCUUCGCUCUUUCGUUGCUCCCUCAUGUCAUUCGACUCACACCACCAUCUAUCCAGCCUAUCCCUGUCCAAGAAUCUAAAAAAUCGAAGAAAAAGACAGAAAUCAUCUCCGAGGAUGCACCCACUCUGAGGGAAGCAUAUCCAGUUGGCAUGAUCCUGGAAGCGGUAAAGGUCACGCGCGUCGAGUCGGAAUGGGGGCUGGUGUGCGAAGUAACAGAGGGAGUCGGAGCAUUCGUACACAUCUCUCAAAUUUCCGAUUCGCUUAUUCCUCAAUUGUCGAGUACAUCUGGAACCUGGCGUCUAGGAAGCAGUCACCGCGCACGUGUGAUCGGAUACCAUGCGUUGGAUGGGCUCUUGUUGCUCAGCUUCAAACCGAGUGUUCUGGAAUUGGAGUAUAUGCAAGUGGCUGAUGUAGAGGUUGGGAAAAGACUAAAGGGAACAAUUGUUAGGUUGCGUGAGAGUGGUCUUGUCGUUGCUUUAUCGGACAAGGUUACGGGCCUGGUGACCCCGCAGCAUUACGCAGAUAUCAAGUUAAAGCACCCGGAGCGCAAGUUUAAAGAGGGAGCAACCAUUAAAUGUCAGGUUCUUAAUGUGAACCCUGAACGAAGUCGAGUACUCUUGACCCUCAAAAAAUCGCUCCUAGAUUCAACUCUUCCUAUAUUAGCAGCAUUCGAAGAUGCAAAAGUAGGAAUAGUUACACCUGGUGUGGUACAGCGGAUCGAAGAACGGUUUGUAAUAUUGGAGUACUACGGAGGUGUGAAAGCGUUGGUCCCGCUCAAUGAAUUGACGGACACCCAAGUAUCCAGCACCUCAGGUCUCUUUACCAUGGGCCAAGUGGUCAAAUCCCGCAUCAUCUCUAUUGACAAGGACCAGCACCGUCUAACUGCAAGCAUCCGACAAGCAGCCCCUUCCUUCCAAGGCCCAGUGGAUAUUUCCAAAGUUGAAGUCGGAAGUACCGUAUCAGGAACGGUCUCGGCGGUACAUGACGAAAACGUUGUUCUCUCCUUGGAUGACCCAGAAAGUGGCCGGGCCUUACUGAGCGUCUCCAACUUGGCCAAUGCGCGUGGAACAACUGUCCCCCAGCUCCGCUCAUCGCUAGAGAAUGGAGAACGAAUCCUAGGUUUAUCCGUGAUUUCUGUGAACGCAGAAAAGGCGCUUGUCAUCGUUUCGGCUGCUAAACCCAAGGAAAAAUCCAAGCCUAAAACUGGGAUUUCCUCGUCUCUGCGAAUCGACGCAUUGGAAGAAGGCCAAACUGUAUCUGGGCGUAUCACUCAAACUAUGGGCACUGGGAUUGGUGUUAGGCUGUCCAGCCAUGUUGUCGGGAGACUCCAUGCUACGGAUGUGGCGGACGAUUACACUGGCCCCUCUGCUGUACACCCAGCCGAGGGAAGCGUUGUCGAAGUCGCUAUCGUUCGCGUUGACAAAAACCUCAAACGGGUAGAUGUCUCGAUGCGUAAAUCCCGUCUUGAACCUCCUUCGAAACCCAAGAUUGUUGACCGAGAAAUUACUAAGAUUGAGGAGCUGAAGGUCGGGGAGAAGGUCCGGGGAAUAGUAAAAUCCAUUGUUCAGCACGGAAUUUUCGUUAUGCUUGGGCGGGACCUGGAUGCACGUAUUCAAAUCAAGGAGCUCUUUGACGAGCCCACCAAGUACGUGAAAGAUUGGCAAUCUCGCUUCUCAAUCGGCCAGGUCGUUGAAACCCGAGUGCUCGCUACGAACCCGGAAACGAACCAGAUCGAAUUAACGAUGCGCUCAGGGGACAUCAAUAAGCUUCUCAAACGUACUGUUGGCCUGUCAGACUUCCAAGUCGGACAGAAGGUUGAAGGACGAAUCAAGCGUGUGGCCGACUUUGGUAUUUUUAUCGAGAUUUCUGGAACAAAGAUUAGUGGGUUAUGCCACAAGUCCGAGAUUUCCGAUAACAAAAAGGCCAACGUUUCCGAAGCCCUGAAGUCUUUCCGAGAGGACGACCAAAUCAAGGCUGUGAUUCUUUCGAUUGACACUGCCGCCCGAAAAAUAUCCUUUGGAAUCAAGCCGUCGUAUUUCGAUGACGAAGAUUUUGCUAUGAAGGACGCAUCAGAAGAUGGGGAUAGCUCCGAGGAAGGUGAAGGAGAGGGUGAAGAUAAUGAUGAUGACGAAGACCAGGAUGAGGAGGCCGGAGAGGAAGAGGUAUUAGAAGAGGAAGAAGAAGGGGAGGAGGACUCAGACGAGGAGCUUGCUGAAGCAAUAGCAGAGGUGGCCUUGCCCGAAGAAACAAUCGCCACGCCAAAGACAACACACUCAUCCAAAGACGCUCCCGCCCUGUCUCUGAGCGGGGGAUUCAACUGGUCUGGUCAGGGUGAGGACGGGGCUGAUGAAGGGGCGAGCGGAAGCGAAGGUUCCGAUUCGGAGGACGAAGAUAGCGCCAAGAAGUCCAAGAAAAAGAAAAAGCGCGGAAUCCUGAAGGACAUGACUGCCGACUUGCACACCAAAGUUCCAGAAUCAACUGCUGAUUUUGAGCGCGUUCUCUUGGGAUCUCCAAACUCUUCGUAUCUCUGGAUCCAAUAUAUGUCUUUCCAGCUUCAACUAUCCGAGGUUGACAAGGCUCGAGAGAUUGGUCGACGUGCUCUCCAGACAAUCAAUUACCGCGAAGAACAAGAAAAACUCAACGUUUGGAUUGCUCUACUUAAUUUGGAAAAUCAGUUUGGAACUGAAGAAAGCUUGGAGGCACUGUUCAAGGAUGCUGCGCGACACAAUGAUUCCAAGACGGUGCAUUUAAGGAUGGCUGCGAUAUUUGAUGAAUCAGAGAAGACUCAGAGAGCGGAAGAGCAAUACGCUCGCACUGCGAAAAAGUUUAGCCAGAGCAGUAAAGUCUGGACGUUAUUUGGCGAGUACUACCUCAAGACAGGAAAGCUCGAAGAAUCACGCAAACUGCUUGCAAGGAGUCUGCUUAGCUUGCCCCAGCGAAAACACUUGAAAACAAUUUCUACAUUUGCCCGGAUGGAAUACAAGCUUGGAGAUCCCGAACGCGGCAAGACCAUCUUUGAGGGUAUUGUCGAAUCUCACCCCAAGCGGAACGACUUGUGGUCCAUGUAUAUUGAUAUGGAAGUUUCACAAGGCAACGCUCAGAGUAUUCGAAAUGUUUUCAACCGGGCCCUUGCACGAAAGCUUACUGCAAAGCAAGCCAAAUUCUUUUUCAAAAAGUGGCUUGAGAUCGAGAAGAGAAUUGGUGACGAUGCUGGAGCAGAGGCCGUCAAAGAAAAGGCUGUGGCUUGGAUGCAAUCGCACUCGGGCUCAGGCGAGGAGUCAUAA